AUGACGAUCGUGAUCAAGAAGCAAUACUAUACGUCUGAGAGACGAUCAACUGACGACACGCCCGAGCUACAAUCACCGGAGUCGAGCGAGUCAGAGCCGGACGAGCCAGAGUGUGAUGAAUCUGACGGCUUGUAUGGGGACGCAUGUUGCGAAUUCGACAUCGCAUGGAAUCUGCCAGCCGCGCUCGACGGUGAGGACGACAAGAAAAUCUUCCUUUCAGAAACACAAACCUUAACGAGGACCAAAGAUAGGGUGAAGGUUAUGAUGUGUCAAGACUACAUCCUGGAAGAGCAUGGGGAUAUGGGGCUCGUGCUUCUGGAAAACAUUUUCAGCGCACUACAAAGCCCUAACAACUCUUAUGAGGACAACUCGAUGGAAAUCCGCGCCUCCUACGAGAUGAUUUAUGUUUUGCUUCCCAGACAUCUGUGCUAUCUCAUGGAUAUGCUUCUCUGGCUCUGCCUGUCCUUCGUGAAAGCAGACCCCGGAUCAGUAUAUAUCUCAACAGCGGCAAUAAGCGAAGAAUCCCUCACCCUGAUGCCCCUGCAGCCAAUCGAGGAGACGGACCAACAUGCCAGCAAAGAAUACUGGCAUGCCAUGUUUGACGGUGUUGUCAUAGCCCAAGAUCCUCGCCUCGAAACCCAGCCGUGUCUCUGGCUAGAGUUGGACUUUAAGCUGCUGGAGCAGCUAUCGAGAGUGACGGACACUGGUGUGUACGACGGUGGCCUCCUUCUGACAGGCCCAUCCUCGACACUGACUCCGCUUCAGGAGUUAGAUAACUAUAUCGUUUGGAAAUUCGAUAUUGUGAACGUUUUUGAGCAUGGUGGUCUGGGGUUGCAGACACCGUGGAUGCGAACUCGUUCAUUGCAUCAAUUACGAUCAAAGAAAGCGCUGGUGAGCUGGUAUCCCCAGCUGAGGGGAAUGUUACUGCAGACAGAGCACGAUUGA
Aspergillus affinis is the source of this 945-nucleotide messenger RNA. RefSeq lists its product as uncharacterized. The coding region runs from base 1 to 945 and encodes 314 amino acids. NCBI's taxonomy places the organism in Eukaryota, Fungi, Ascomycota, Eurotiomycetes, Eurotiales, Aspergillaceae. The record is from RefSeq and is a predicted model, not a curated record. The transcript has 3 exons.